ACGUGUGUUGGAGUUAUAUGCUCCCAGCCAGCAGGGGAGCUGGGGAGAGUGGCACCCAGCUGGCGGCUCAGGCAGAGAAGCAGCACCAUGACCGGCAAGAAAGUCUGCAUUGUAGGCUCUGGCAACUGGGGCUCAGCCAUCGCCAAGAUUGUGGGUGGCAAUGCAGCCCAGCUGGCACACUUUGACCCACGGGUGACCAUGUGGGUGUUUGAGGAAGACAUCGGGGGCAGAAAGCUGACAGAGAUCAUCAACACAGAGCACGAGAAUGUCAAAUACCUGCCAGGGCACAAGCUGCCCCCCAAUGUGGUGGCUGUCCCUGAUGUGGUCCAGGCUGCAGCGGAUGCCGACAUCCUGAUCUUCGUGGUGCCCCAUCAGUUCAUCGGCAAGAUCUGUGAUCAGCUCAAGGGCCACCUGAAGGCCAACACCAUUGGCGUGUCUCUUAUUAAGGGGGUAGACGAGGGCCCCAAGGGGCUGAAGCUCAUCUCUGAAGUGAUUGGGGAGCACCUUGGCAUCCCCAUGAGCGUGCUGAUGGGGGCCAACAUUGCCAACGAGGUGGCUGAGGAGAAGUUCUGUGAGACAACCAUCGGUAGCAAGAACCUGGCCCACGGACAGCUCCUGAAAGAGUUGAUGCAGACACCCAAUUUCCGCGUCACGGUGGUGCAGGAGGUGGACACAGUAGAGAUCUGUGGGGCCUUAAAGAAUAUAGUGGCUGUGGGGGCUGGCUUCUGUGACGGCCUGGGCUUUGGCGACAACACCAAGGCGGCUGUGAUCCGAUUGGGACUCAUGGAGAUGAUCGCCUUCGCCAAGCUCUUCUGCAGCGGCUCCGUGUCCUCUGCCACCUUCUUGGAGAGCUGCGGUGUUGCUGACCUCAUCACUACCUGCUAUGGAGGGCGGAACCGAAAGGUGGCCGAGGCCUUCGCCCGCACAGGAAAGUCCAUUGAGCAGUUGGAGAAAGAGAUGCUGAAUGGACAGAAGCUGCAGGGGCCCCAGACAGCCCGGGAGCUGCACAGUAUCCUCCAGCACAAAGGCAUGGUGGAUAAGUUCCCUCUGUUCACAGCUGUGUACAAGGUAUGCUACGAGAACCUGCCAGUGGGGGAGUUCAUCCACUGCCUGCAGAAUCAUCCAGAACAUGUGUGAGCAGGCCUGAGGCCCAGGCCAGGCAGCCUCUUUAUCCCAAUGGAGACAGGCAGAAGCUUGGGUUGCCUGGCCCCCAGGAUCUCCGGGACUCCCCACAGAGCAGCGUCUUCUCAGCUUUUCACUGAGUGACAGGAGGCUGAGGGCCCAGGUUCCUGCCUGGAGAUCCUGAAGCAGCCCACCACCUCUCGGCCAUCACAUCUCACCAGAAAUGGAGUUGCCUAGUCCCUCUCCAAACGGGGAGCUUUCUCCCUGUCCUGUGAGAGGGGCAGAAUCAGCCCCAGAGUGGCCGGCUUUGGGCCUGUGGGGGGAGGAGGGGAGGGAAAGGGAGGAAAGGCAAGGGCUUCGUGCUGCCUCACACAGACCAGAAUUCUUGUCCCCAUGCCUCAGCUACAAGAGGGGUGAGGCAAGGGCUGCAGGGAGGGGUCUGGGCUUUUGAACUGGUGUGGGCCCCAGGGACCCCUUUGCUCUGACCUCUGCCAGGCCCCACAGGGCAUCAAUGGAUCUCUCAGUAUUUGUUCACAAAAUACAAAGAUCUCCAACAAC
This is a messenger RNA of Cervus elaphus (red deer), 1680 nucleotides long. It is a transcript of the gene GPD1, whose product is annotated as glycerol-3-phosphate dehydrogenase 1. Gene Ontology annotation, biological process: glycerol-3-phosphate catabolic process; carbohydrate metabolic process. Gene Ontology annotation, cellular component: glycerol-3-phosphate dehydrogenase (FAD) complex; cytosol. Bases 88 to 1137 code for a protein of 349 amino acids. Gene Ontology annotation, molecular function: NAD binding; glycerol-3-phosphate dehydrogenase [NAD(P)+] activity; protein homodimerization activity. The record is from RefSeq and is a predicted model, not a curated record. The transcript is spliced from 8 exons. NCBI's taxonomy places the organism in Eukaryota, Metazoa, Chordata, Mammalia, Artiodactyla, Cervidae.